CCAUAGUAUCCUAAUCGGCUCUCAGGAAGCCAUAUUCCCCAAGUGAUGUCUGAACACUCACGACCGGAGGCGAGUGAUGCAUGGGCUCUUUUGGCCCUAAAAUCAGCCCCAGCUAGUCCAUCAAAGCUUCAAUGGAGUCCAGAGAGCGACGGAACUGCUAUAGCUCGCCUAGAAGGUCGGGAGUUCGAAUAUAUGGUGCGUCAGAAGAGGAUUACUAUUGGCAGAAACAGUUCUCGAGGCGAGGUCGAUGUAAACAUGGGACACUCCAGUUUUAUUUCGCGAAAACAUAUUGAAAUAUUCUUUGAACAUCCUCAUUUUUAUAUGUCGUGUAACGGGAAGAAUGGUGUUUUUGUUGAUGGUGUUUUCCAAAGAAAAGGUGCUCCGUCGUUACAGUUACCGAAAACGUGUACGUUCCGUUUCCCAAGCACCAACAUCAGGUUGGUGUUUCAGUCCUUAGUGGAUGAGGCCGACCCUCCAGUAACUGUUCGCCAGCCCUCACCUGCAAGGUCAAGAGACCCACUGCCACCUCUUAGGAUUAAUAUUCCUGAUCCGGAUGUGGGCUUCAACAGCCCUUUUCCAUCACCUACAGGCACAAUCAGUGCUGCCAACUCUUGUCCAGCCAGUCCAAGAGGGGGGCAUGGUCAUGGCCGGCGCAAUGUCACUUCAGACCUGCAAAUGGCAGCUGUAUAUGCAGCAGCUGUUGCUGGAGGAGGAAACAGUGGCCCCCUGCAGUCUGUCAUGAGUACCAUCACUGUUGCCUCAUCAAGCACUGCAGAAGACAGGCAUAGUGGUGCAGCAAUGUCUGCAUCUGUACCAAGUCCAGAUAACCACCAGUCAGGAGCACUGGAGACCAGUAAUAGUCACAAGCUCUACCGGACAGGUGGUCCCAAUGGAACAGCCACUUCCUGCCCUCCACCAUCUGUCUCAGAGCCCUACAGCCCACCAAAGGAUGAUUCCAAACCUCCUUAUUCAUAUGCCCAGUUGAUUGUACAGGCUAUAGCUUCUGCUACAGACAAACAGCUGACCCUGAGUGGCAUCUACUCCUAUAUCACAAAAAACUACCCAUACUACAGAACAGCAGACAAGGGGUGGCAGAACUCUAUUAGGCAUAAUUUGUCGCUGAACCGAUAUUUCAUCAAGGUGCCAAGGUCACAAGAGGAACCAGGGAAAGGUUCUUUCUGGCGUAUUGACCCACAGUCUGAAGCAAAACUUAUAGAACAAGCCUUCAGAAGAAGAAGACAAAGAGGUGUUCCUUGUUUUCGAGCCCCAUUUGGUCUUUCAUCGAGGAGUGCUCCUGCCUCUCCAAGCCAUGUUGGGAUGAGUGGACUUAUGACACCAGAGUCACUUUCACGGGAAGGUUCACCUACACCCGACUCGUACCCAGACAGCACUAUCUCUUCUCCUGUCAUUCACGGGACACACCUUGAAGUCAAAACAAGCCAGUCAGCACCUGGUUCACCAGGUCAUCCAGGAGUGACAUUUGUUACAAGUGGACUAGUAGGUCAGCACCAACAGAUGGCACUGGUAAGCAAGUCUCGACUCAUGCUACCUGCACAGCAGAUCACUGUGGUGACCAAUGGUGUUGGUGGAGAAGUGGCGUGUGAAGAAAAGUACCUGGUACCAAACAGUGCAACUACCCUUGUUAGCGUAGCUGAAGAACGAUCGUUAUCUCCAGCUUCAUAUUCUCAGGCACCUGUAAUAGUCCAGGCUGCUUACACAAACUAUAGUGGGGCAUUUGUGGCCCCCACAGUGCCAUCUGGUGGUGGAAGCAGCAACAGUAGUAGCAGCAGCUUGGACCAAGUUGGUGGUAGUAGUGGUGGUGGUGGUGUGAAAAGACUCCAUUCAGAGGUUGAUGACAGUUCACCACCCCUUAUAGUCGCAGGUGGAGAGGCUGACACCACUGUGACUGAAGAGGGAAAGAAAGCUAGAACAGAGGUUGAAAACUGCGAGUAGUGGGAAAUGAGUACUGUAAAAGAAUUUCACGUGUCCUGAAAGGUUGCCAACUGGUUUGGAAAUUAAGCAUGUAAGGGUGGUGUAUUAUCAACACUAAUUGUAAGUUACAAUGUUUAGUUCAUCAGCUGCUGAAUCAGCCAAGUGACUGAUGCUUAAAAUAAUCAGUUGUUGCAAGCUGUAGGUUUCAAAGAAACAAAGAGAAGUGUGUUACAUAAAAAGUACGUGGAUUAUACAUAAUACCUUGGUGAAGAGACUGCUUCCAACUGUUCCAUACAACUACAACUGCUGGUAGUGAAAUUAGUAUGGACUAGUUGCUGGUUCCCAACUUCAUGCUUAAUGUAUGUAAUACUGACAUAUUUAUUCGAGGAGAUGAUGUCUAAUUAAAAUUAUAUUUUCCAUUAAAUUAGUUUUAGGACUGUGUGAAUUAAUUGAUGUGUACAUUGAUUUAUAAACUGAAUAAAUUGAUUGAUCAAAGAAUAAUGGUAAUAUCAGUGACUAAAGUUCUAAAACUGCCCUGGCAUAUAAAGAAAAGCUUCUUGGAAGAAUACAUUUAGUGCAUAUUUAGUGUAAAUAUGCAUUUUUGUCUGAUAAAAUUCAAUGUUUUUGAAGCAUUUCCUUGUGCAAUGCACAGCGCUGUGGGUAUCCUGUCUGAAGGUGCAUGCAAUGCAGAGAAGUUGGGAACCAUUGACAAAUGCUCUACACCAGUUACUUAAGGCAUUUUGUGUUGGUAGGAAGUCAGGAUCAGACCAGUUAAACUGCAGUGUCUUGUUUUCCUGUACUGCAAUUGGUUUUAAGUUCAUAGAUAUGUCCUCCAUUUCUUUCUGUGACUUUUACUCUUCUGACUAACAGGAACUCAGGACCAGCAUGUUUUUCAUGUUUGACAUGAUGAUUCAUGAAUGGCAUUACAUUCAAAACAAGUGUACUGAAGCAUAUUUUACUGUGACUCACAUAUAAGUAUGAAAUUGUUACUAUUAAAAAUAUCAGUACUGUGUAACUUUUCUGCGUUUAUAUAAAUAUCCUAAACUGUUGCUAUGUUCACUUCCAAGAUGCAGUUUGCAGGUGAUCAACAGCUGGUCCAUUUAAUUUGCACUAGUCUUGUGUGUUUCUGUUGAAUAGUAUGUAUGUAUGUAUAAUUGAAAUAUCCUACAAGCACAAAAUGCCUUCAGAUUCACGUUGUUAUUUCCUGUUGCUGCACAAGGGGAUUAUAAUAUAACAAGCGGGUAAGGGAUGAGAUAUACUCGUUGACAAAUAAUUUUCAUGGUGGUUCAAAGUAAUGUAUAUGUCUUGAACAUUCAUCAUAUAUAAAGGUCUUGGAAAAGUGUUACAGGUUACUUAACUUAAUGUAUGUUUUUCAGGUAAAAAAUGAAGGAAAUUUAAUAGUAUGAAGUGGCAUAUUGUAAAAAUUCAAUCUUAAUUCAUUCACUAGUUCAGUCAAAGUAAUCUCUGCAGUGACAUUACCUUUAGACCAGACAGAAUUAAGUUAAAGUUGUCUACCCAAGCACGAAGCCAUGAAGCCAAUUGAAAAUUGAUAAGAAAUUGUUACCCAAACAAUUAACUCACACUCUUCCAUUUACUAGUUGUGUCCUUGAAUGUCCUAUCCUAAUCAGGAGCUUCUUGCUCAGUUGAUGGUUUGUUAAAAUGGAAGGAGACUUCAAUAUCACUGCACUGCUGGGGCUCAGACUGUAGCAGUUUGAACCACUAGUAGGCAUGUUAAAAGAUUCAUGGAAAUUGUGCCAGUUUCAGUGCUUGCUCAGUAUUCACUGUCUUCACUGUUAUUGGUGGUAGAUUUUUUGACUACCUUACCAAGGAAAAUAAGAGAAAACUACUGUACAUAAAUGAUCCUAGUAAAAGCCAUGCUUUCCUUUAGUUUUAUUAAAAGAGGAGUGUACUUCUCAUUGUGUUUGAAGUGUGAUCUUUUUCUCCCAAAAUUGUGAACACAGAAUAUAUUCUAAAUAGAAUUAUGUGUGCUCAUGUUCCAAACAUCAAUGGGACAUAGGUAAGUAUUGGGUUUUAUGCCCCUCUCCCCCCAAUAAAGUGCCCCUGUUCACUUCAUAAGCUGAGUGAUCAUAAGUAUCUCUGCUGUACAUUUUGAAUUAAUUGUUGUGUUAGUAUAAGUAUUAUAUAUGUUAGUUUCAAAUUUGUGGUGUACUUAGUUCCCACUAUGUAGCAUAAAUGUGUCUUACUCCAUAAUAACAUUUUCAUCCAUGCAUUGGCAACAUUUUUUACCUGCUGCUGUCACUAGCAACUAGGAUUCAGAUGGUUAUGUAUUGAAUGAAUAUGAAAUAUGCACAGUAAGGCAAAAGGAUGCAAUUCUUUGGCCAAUAUUUCCCUUAUCACUGGAAAAAUAAACAGUUUUGAUAAUGUUUGCAGAUUGUAGUAUUUAAAAUUACAGUAUGCCCACAAGACCUCCAUAGAAGGAUCAGAAUUUGCACAGAGAACAAAAUGUCCUGUGACAUCAUAAUCUAAAUCUGUAUGAUUUCAUGCUGGUGUCUUUUUAAUUUUCUACCCAAGAAUUACAUUUAAAAGUUCAUUAAUUUUUGUAACAUUUUCAGCUCCAAAAAUGUCAUUUUCCAAGUAUCUUUUUUUAUUCAGUUCCUUUCAUACUGUAGAUAAAUUUGAUUCCUAAUGUUGUCAACAUUUAAUUUUCUUACAGAGUAGCUGUAAGAAGUCAUAUGCAGUGGUUAAAAUUCUGAAGGUCUCUCUCAGAAUGUGCUGUGCUUUGUUGCUGUAGCAUAUAAAUGUACUCUUUCCAUACUCUUUCUGUAACAGUGAAUCAAAGGUGUAUUAUUCUUGAAAAUAUAAAAUUCACUGCUAAAUUAGUAAAAUUGCCAUUUAUUAUUGUGAUGUGGACUAAUAUAGCAAAGAUAAUACAUAAAUGGCCCAGAGUUCAAUUUGAAGUGGAUGGAAUCCUUAUUCAAAGUGGGACCUUCUUUCCCACUCAUCGCUGAAGUGAAGAUACAUUAAACAAUUUCAAACUUUUAAAUCAAAGAGGCACCUAAAAGUGAAUUCCAAUGUAAAUCUUUUAGGGGUGAAACCCAGAUAAGUAAUAUUGCCAUAGUAAUAUAAGAAAGCAAAAUACAUCACCAAACUUGGGUGGCUUUUUAAAGAAAUAUAUAUGUUUGUAUAACUCUCUGUUUCUGUGUUAUAAUUCAUUUUAUAAAUAAAAUAUACCGUUUGAAACAAGAUUGCUGCAAAGUAAGACAUCUUCAUUACAACAACAAAUAGAAGGAAGUAAGGCAUUAUGUAAUAGUAUAUGUGAGUGGUAGAAGUUCAUUUUUUUGUCCCAGAGUUAGAGAAAACGUUACAACAGGCAAAAUUAUUGUACCCGUUCAGCCUUUUGAUUUAUUCUUAAAUGUGUAAUCCAGCUGAGUGUGCUGACACCUCACAAGUCAAAUCACUGUUACAGUUGUAUUCAGAUGAAUUAGAUGUGAGAGUGAAGAAAAAAGACUUUUGGACUGUGGAAAGUUAUAAGUACUGUUUUGAAAACCAUUACUCUGAUAUUCAACAAAACAGGUAUCCUAGUUUCUCACUUUAUUCUGUUCCUUACGAUAGAAAUGUUCCUAAUAAUCUGUACAUAUGGUUUGUUUAUAUGACAGCAAGUGUUAGAUAUUAAAAGCAGUUUGGAAUGUUACAUUACAUACAGCUUGUUAAAGAAUGGUAUGGAUUAUUUUGAACCACCCUGUGUACAUUUCAUGGAGCUAUUUAUGGGUAUAUAAAUGACCAGCCAUUGUCCUCAGUUCUGAGGGACCACCAUUUUGUGUUUUAAGCAGUCCACGCUGAAGUUUUUAAAGAAAUGGAAGAGAAAUUUAAACAUUCUAAAUUUUCUAAUUGAGAAACUGCGUUGCUAGUUUCUAAGAAGACAGAA
Cryptotermes secundus is the source of this 5818-nucleotide messenger RNA. It is a transcript of the gene FoxK, whose product is annotated as forkhead box protein K2. Gene Ontology annotation, biological process: regulation of transcription by RNA polymerase II. The coding region runs from base 46 to 1953 and encodes 635 amino acids. The transcript is spliced from 11 exons. The record is from RefSeq and is a predicted model, not a curated record. Lineage: Eukaryota; Metazoa; Arthropoda; Insecta; Blattodea; Kalotermitidae. Gene Ontology annotation, molecular function: protein binding; RNA polymerase II cis-regulatory region sequence-specific DNA binding; DNA-binding transcription factor activity, RNA polymerase II-specific.